GCUAUGUCUUCCAUAGCUCAGGCCUAGUUAGCUCUUCCACCUUUACUGGAGUGCUUUAAGUUUUAAUAGUUUUCUCUCUUUGAUCUUGAUCAUCGAUGGCUCCUCCACCUUAUCAUAAUCUAUCACCUCCUUCCCCUUUUACUCUUGAGCUUAGUGGAGAUCAUCAUGGAGAUCAUGAUCUUCAAUACCACCACCUCUUCAACCUUGAGCCUCAAGCUUCCUUUUCUUCUUCUUCUUCUCUUUCUAGUGCCCUUUUCUUAACUCCAGCUCAAGUCCAAGGACGAUCCGAUGAUCAUUAUAGAGAACCACACCAGUUUCAAUUCCAACUCCUAGAGGCUGAUCAUAACAUUGUUCCGCAUGGCGGAUCACACGAUCAUGAUCAUCAAGCCAUUGAAAAUGAAGGUGGCAGUGGUACUGUUUUGAAAUUAAGCAUUUCCAAGAAUGGAGCUGUCGGAAAUGGGAAUCCAGGUACUGAUCAUGAGACUAGUACUAGUUCAGUUAAGUGGAUGUCUUCAAAGAUGAGGAUGAUGCGGAAGAUGUCGAACCCUGAUCAAACAUCAAGCAGUUCUACUAGUAGUGAUGAUAAACCAAUUUCGAUGAAGUUAUCAUCACACAAAUUUGAAGAGCAGAAGCUGCAGCAUCCAUCAUCGCAAUUAGGAGCUGACAUGAUCAGCUGCAGCAAUAAUUCAUCAAACAACAUGAACAACGUCCCAAUUAUUAGGGUUUGCUCCGAUUGCAACACUACUAAGACACCUCUCUGGAGGAGUGGACCCAGAGGCCCUAAGUCACUUUGUAACGCUUGUGGAAUUCGGCAAAGGAAGGCAAGGCGUGCGAUGGCGGCAGCCGCAGCCGCAGCAAGUGGCACAACCCUGACAGUUGCCGCACCAUCUAUGAAGAGUAGUAAGGUGCAACCCAAAGCCAAUAAAUCAAGAGUAAGUUCUACUGUUCCCUUCAAGAAAAGGCCGUACAAUAAACUGUCCUCAUCCCCAUCAUCUCGAGGCAAAUCAAAGAAGCUUUGUUUUGAGGAUUUCACAAUCAGCAUGAAGAAUAACAGUUCAUCAGGAAACCCCACUGCCGCCACCACCACUACCGCUCUUCAACGAGUUUUCCCCCAGGACGAGAAGGAAGCUGCAAUCCUGCUAAUGGCUUUAUCUUGUGGACUUGUUCAUGGUUGAAUCAAUUUCAACACAUGCAUCCUCAAAUUUAAUUAGUCUACUAUUACUUGUUUUGUAGUAGUACUUUAGCUAUAUAUUAGAACAAAAUCAAUUAAUAAAGUUUAAGCUAGAGAGAGAGAGAGAGAGAAGUUACAAAAUCAGUGAUGAGGGAUCAAAUUAGUUAAUUAGUUCAAUAAAAACCAAAAAUAAUUGUUGUGAUGAUCUUAUGAGAGGAGCGUGUGGUGUGCUUUUUAACAAGCAGAUAUAGAAUUUACCAAAAAUAAUGGUUGUUUCUAUAUAGCUACUUGUUCAUCUAUAUAUUUAGGUUUUGUUUUGUUA
Malus domestica (apple) is the source of this 1493-nucleotide messenger RNA. It is a transcript of the gene GATA5, whose product is annotated as GATA binding protein 5. Gene Ontology annotation, molecular function: zinc ion binding; sequence-specific DNA binding. NCBI's taxonomy places the organism in Eukaryota, Viridiplantae, Streptophyta, Magnoliopsida, Rosales, Rosaceae. The record is from RefSeq and is marked provisional. Gene Ontology annotation, biological process: regulation of DNA-templated transcription.